This is a messenger RNA of Colletotrichum gloeosporioides, 1194 nucleotides long. Its product is annotated as Cell surface mannoprotein MP65. Gene Ontology annotation, cellular component: fungal-type cell wall; cell surface; extracellular region. The record is from RefSeq and is a predicted model, not a curated record. The transcript is spliced from 2 exons. NCBI's taxonomy places the organism in Eukaryota, Fungi, Ascomycota, Sordariomycetes, Glomerellales, Glomerellaceae. Gene Ontology annotation, biological process: cell wall organization; carbohydrate metabolic process. Gene Ontology annotation, molecular function: 1,3-beta-glucanosyltransferase activity; glucan endo-1,3-beta-D-glucosidase activity. The coding region runs from base 1 to 1194 and encodes 397 amino acids.
AUGAAGUCCGCAGGCCUUUCAUCAGUUGUGCUCUUUGCCUUGGUCGGCUUGUCCAGCGCUCAUCCUCAGGGCACUAGAGAUGUCAAGGGAGCUAUACGGCCCGGUAGGAUUGUUGUCACUGAGACAUCGCUGAAGGAAGCCACCGAGGCUCCUCAAGUCGUCGUCUACGUCAACGAAGAGGGCACUCCCUUGACCACCACCACUGAAACAGUUCGGUUCGUACCUGCCAGCAGGGCCCUGGAUCAUGGAACGAAACCCGCAGGUCUUGAGACUCGCUCUGGUGCCGCUUCUCCUGAAGCUGUAUACUCUGGCCACGUCCCGGGAUAUUCGAAGACGCCUCUUUCCUCUUCACUUCCUCUCUCACCGUCCUCUUCUUCAUCGCCAUCGGCGUCUGCCUCGGCAAGUCGCUACGGGAUCGCCUAUGCGCCCUACACGGCGUCAAAUGAUUGCAAGUCAGCGGCUCAAAUUGCGGCAGACUUUGCUGAGUUAAAGGGCAAUUACUCGGUCGUUCGCAUGUAUGGUACCGAUUGCGAGCAGAUUACUAAAGCCCUUCCAGCAGCCAAGAAUACAGGUCUCAAGCUUAUUCUCGGCCUCUUCGAUAUUGGCCCUAUUGAAGAUCAGAUUCAGACGAUUGUCACGGCCAUCGCCGGCGACUGGUCUUCUAUUGACACCGUCAGUGUUGGCAAUGAGCUGGUAAACAGCGGCAAGGCCACUGCUGCGCAGGUCAUCGCAGCCAUGACAAAGGCGCGGACGCUUCUCCGAGCGGCGGGGUACGCUGGGCCCGUUGUCACUGUCGACACCUUCAUGGCGGUAUUGACCAACCCAUCUCUGUGCGACGCGUCAGACUACUGUGCAAUGAACAUCCACCCUUUCUUCGACAAAAAUACUGCGGCCAAGGAUGCUGGGCCUUUUGUGACCAGAAUAGUAAGCCAGGUCCAGGCGAAGCUCUCAGACCGGAACAAGCGCAUCGUCUGCACAGAGACAGGUUGGCCGUGGCAGGGAGACAGCAACGGCGCUGCGGUACCUGGCGUCGGUGAGCAGAGGCUGGCUGUUGAUUCAAUCAAGGAGGCGUUCGCAAGCCACCCAGGGGAUGUCAUUCUCUUCUCGGCCUUCAACGACCUGUGGAAACACUCUGAUGCCAGCACUUUCCACGCAGAGAAAUACUGGGGAAUCGGGGGAGUUUUGUCUGGUUAA